Molecule: messenger RNA, 1629 nt
Organism: Tetranychus urticae (two-spotted spider mite)
Lineage: Eukaryota; Metazoa; Arthropoda; Arachnida; Trombidiformes; Tetranychidae
Product: cytochrome P450 2J4-like
Biological process (GO): xenobiotic metabolic process
Cellular component (GO): intracellular membrane-bounded organelle; cytoplasm
Molecular function (GO): iron ion binding; heme binding; oxidoreductase activity, acting on paired donors, with incorporation or reduction of molecular oxygen, reduced flavin or flavoprotein as one donor, and incorporation of one atom of oxygen
Source: RefSeq, a predicted model, not a curated record
AUAAAAGCCACUCAUGAGAUAUUCAUUUUUGGAUACUUAAAUAAAAUGAAUUACUUUUCAAUGAUUUUACUAAUAAAGUGAUCUGCAUAGCUUCGAGAAAUGUUGCUUCUUGAUUACUUUAGUGUGCCAUUACCUUUUAUUUACUUGUUCUUGAGUCUGUCCAUUAUUUGGAUCAUCAAAUAUCUUUUCAAAUCUGUGAAACGAAUAUAUUCAUUACCUCCAGGACCAUUUGGAUUUCCGAUUUUUGGUUAUUAUCCGUUCUUAAAGGAUCAUAGUUAUAUACAAUUUGAUCGACUAUCCAAAAAGUAUGGACCAGUUUUCAGUCUAAAGUUGGGUCAAUAUGAUACUAUUGUUGUCUGUGAUUGGGAUAACCUUAAAGAUGCCUUCGCAAAUGAUGCUUUAUUGGCUCGUCCUGCUAAAGGUUUCUUAUCAGGAAUAGAGAACACGCUUUCGAUUAUUUCAAUGUCGGGUGAUGCUUGGCGUGAACAUAGACGGUUGUCAUUACAUGUUUUGCGUAAUGUUGGUUUGGGUAAACGAGAAAUGGAAAAUUUGAUCUCGGAAGAAAUUCACCAAUUUUUGUAUUCACUUGAAAAUGAUGCGAAUGACUUGUCUCAACGUCUAAUGCAAAGUGUCUCUAAUAACAUUUCGCUUAUGCUAUUUGGUCAUAUUUUUGAUUAUGAUGAUCCAGAUAAAGUGGCGAUUGAUGAAAGUCUGAGAGAUUAUUGCCAAGCAUUUCAAUUUUCAGGCAUAACGAGCUAUUUACCAUGGUUAACUAAACCACUGAUUGCUUUAGGUAAAGCUAACCUUAAAAUUAUACAAAAAGCUCAAAUGCAUCUAAACGACUUCAUUUCAAAAGAGCUUUUCAAACACCAGAAUGGGAAAGUUGAAAACUACAUUGAUGGAUACUUAAAUGUCCAGUCUAAGCGGAAAGAUCAACUAUUCAAUAAUGCAACAUUAAAAAGGAAUGUUGCCACAUUCUUUGUUGCAGGAUCAGAGACCGUUGCCGGUACUCUAACCUGGGCCAGCAUGUACCUAGUAAAAUAUCCUCAAUAUCAAGAGAGGAUUCGAUUAGAAAUAAAAGAAGUUAUUGGAACUGAAAAACGACCAGAUUUCUCGGAUCGUCUAAGAAUGCCUUUUACUCUCGCCUUUCUUUAUGAAGUCCAGCGUAUUGAAUCCAUCGUCGCUACAAAUCUUAUACGAAGAGCUUCACAAGACACAAAGAUUGGUCCUUAUAAUGUUCCAAAAGAUAGUCUGGUUCUGUUCAAUUUCUGGUCUGUCCAUCAUGAUCCAAAACUUUGGUCUAAUCCCGAUAAAUUUGAUCCAAAUCGAUUCCUUACCGAAAAUGGUAACAAAGUAGUAAAGCCUCCAUAUUUAGUGCCAUUUAGUGCUGGUAAAAGAGCUUGUCCAGGUGAAGGCUUAGCUAAUGUGGAGCUAUUUUUAUACACAGUUGGUAUACUUCAACGAUUCAAAAUCAAAUCAGAUAAACCAUUAUCCUUUGAAGCAAUUAACGGUCUCACUCGACGUCCAAAAUACAAACCAGAUUUAAUCUUCCAAAGAGUAUAAUUUUAAUAAUUCAAUGUAAAUAUCCAUUAAAGUCUACAAAAUGGUAAUUCAAAUUCAAUGUAUUAA